This is a messenger RNA of Capsella rubella, 2855 nucleotides long. RefSeq names its product protein SPA1-RELATED 4. Gene Ontology annotation, molecular function: ATP binding; protein binding; protein kinase activity. The coding region runs from base 250 to 2622 and encodes 790 amino acids. Gene Ontology annotation, biological process: protein phosphorylation; photomorphogenesis. The record is from RefSeq and is a predicted model, not a curated record. NCBI's taxonomy places the organism in Eukaryota, Viridiplantae, Streptophyta, Magnoliopsida, Brassicales, Brassicaceae. The transcript is spliced from 8 exons.
GCUUUUUUGCUGAGAAUUUAAUUUUGUGAAUCUUUGGUUAUUGCUUUUUUCUACGAACUGUGUUUGUGUGUGUUUUGCGAUGUGUGGUUCUCAAAAAAGAUCAUUUUCUUCGGUGCCUCUUAGUCUCUCAAGGUUUUUGGGAUGGGAUCAUGAAUGGAUGAGAGUUAUGAAGAAUCCAGUGGAGUUAUCUGAUACUUUGGUAAAUUCUGGUUAGCUUUUUGGUGGAUGAUUUAAUCAAAAAAAAAUCAAAUGAAGGGUUCUUCAGAAUCUAAUUCCAGAGGAUUAAACAAUACCUCUGGGGUUUCAGAGUUUUUUACGGAUGGUUCUAAGUCUUUGUCUCACAUUGAUUAUGUCAGAAGCUUACUUGGUUCACAUAAAGACGAUAACUUGGGACUUGAUGAUGGCUCUAUUGUGAGAGCUUUGGAAUGUGAAGAUGUUAGCUUGCGUCAGUGGUUAGACAAUCCUGACCGAUCCGUUGAUGCGUUUGAGUGUUUUCACGUUUUCAGACAAAUCGUUGAGAUUGUGAAUGCAGCUCACUCUCAAGGCUUUGUUGUUCAUAAUGUUAGGCCUUCUUGUUUCGUUAUGUCUUCCUUUAACCAUGUUUCCUUUAUUGAAUCCGCUUCUUGUUCGGAUUCCGGGUCUGAUGAGGAAAUAACAACAAAGUCUCGAGACAUUGGUAGCUCGAGGAAAGAAGAUGUUCUGUCAGAGAGACGAAGCAAGGGAUCAGAGAAGCAACCUUUCCCUAUGAAACAGAUAUUAGCUAUGGAGAUGAGUUGGUAUACAAGUCCUGAAGAAGAUAAUGGUUCACCGAGUAACUGUGCUUCUGAUGUUUACCGUCUUGGUGUUCUUCUCUUUGAGCUAUUUUGCCCUGUCUCCUCAAGAGAAGAUAAGUCAAGAACUAUGUCUAGUUUAAGGCAUCGUGUUCUUCCACCUCAGAUAUUGCUCAAGUGGCCAAAAGAAGCUUCCUUUUGCUUGUGGUUACUGCACCCUGAGCCUAGCUAUAGACCAUCGAUGAGUGAGUUGCUACAAAGUGAGUUUAUCAACGAACCUAGAGAGAAUUUGGAAGAACGUGAAGCUGCCAUGGAACUACGGGAUGGAAUAGAGGAACAGGAGUUACUGCUCGAGUUCUUGUUGCUGAUUCAACAGAGAAAACAAGAUGCUGCAGACAAAUUGCGGGAUACGAUAUCGCUUCUUUCUUCUGAUAUUGAUCAAGUCGUAAAGCGACAGUUGGUUUUACAGCAAAAAGGGAGUGAUAUUCGUUCAUUCUUAGCCUCAAGAAAACGGAUUAGAAAAGGAGUUGAGACUGCUGCAGCAGAGGAAGAAAAUGAUGAUAAUUCCAUUGAUGAAGAAUCUGAUACUCUAGAAAGCACACUUCUUGAAAGCUCUCGGUUAAUGAAGAAUUUAAAGAAACUGGAAUCAGUUUACUUUGCAAUGCGAUACAGACAAAUCAAGGCUGCUGCUGCUGCUGAAAAACCAUUGGCUAGAUAUUAUUCGGCUUUGAGUAGUAAUGGUAGGAGUUCAGAAAAAAGUUCAGUGAGCAGCCCGGCACAACCACCAAAAGAUCCUAUCAACGAUUCUAGACAGGGCGGGUGGAUUGAUCCAUUCCUCGAGGGUUUGUGCAAGUAUUUAUCUUUUACUAAGCUACAAGUGAAAGCGGAUUUGAAGCAAGGAGAUUUGUUGAACUCGUCUAACCUUGUUUGCGCAAUUGGGUUUGACCGUGAUGGAGAGUUUUUUGCCACGGCUGGUGUCAACAAGAAAAUUAAGAUAUUUGAAUGUGAGUCGAUAAUUAAAGAUGGCCGGGACAUUCAUUACCCGGUUGUGGAACUUGCUAGCCGGUCUAAGCUCAGUGGUAUAUGUUGGAACAGUUACAUUAAGAGCCAAAUCGCAUCAAGUAACUUUGAAGGCGUGGUUCAGGUUUGGGAUGUUGCAAGAAGCCAGUUGGUUACAGAGAUGAAGGAGCAUGAGAAGCGUGUAUGGUCCAUCGACAUUUCAUCAGCAGAUCCAACAUUGUUAGCCAGCGGUAGUGAUGAUGGUUCGGUUAAGCUCUGGAGUAUCAAUCAGGGAGUUAGUAUUGGAACGAUCAAGACAAAGGCAAACAUCUGUUGUGUCCAGUUUCCGUCAGACUCGGGCCGGUCUUUAGCAUUUGGUUCAGCAGAUCACAAAGUUUACUACUAUGAUCUAAGGAACCCCAAGCUUCCUCUUUGCACAAUGGUUGGUCACAACAAGACCGUGAGUUAUGUGAGAUUUUUAGAUUCAUCAACACUCGUGUCUUCUUCGACGGAUAAUACGCUGAAACUAUGGGACUUGUCAAUGUCAAUUUCUGGUGUUAAUGAAACGCCUCUUCACUCAUUCAUGGGACACACUAAUGUAAAGAACUUUGUUGGAUUAUCGGUCUCUGACGGGUAUAUAGCAACAGGCUCGGAGACUAAUGAGGUUUUUGUGUACCACAAGGCAUUUCCAAUGCCUGUUUUGUCGUACAAGUUCAAAACUAUAGACCCUGUGUCAGAUCUCGAAGUAGACGAUGCCUCACAGUUCAUAUCCUCAGUCUGCUGGCGGGCACAGUCCUCGACCUUAGUCGCUGCAAACUCCACCGGCAACAUCAAGAUUCUGGAGAUGGUCUGAACCAAUGUGGCUCAGGAGCAUAAUGGUAAUUUUUCCAGAGUUUGAUUGGUAUAGGAAACAAUUUUUUGGGAGAUAGUAGGAAAAGUGAAAACAUUGUUGCUACUAAAGAUUUGUGUAUAGAAAAAUAUAUGAUCUUUGUAUUUGUAUAGUACUUAUUGUAAAACCUAAUGAGACCAGUGGGUAACUUAACAUACAAGUAAUAGUUAAUCACUUCAAAAGAAUUAUACAAUCAA